AUGCUUCAAUCCUCCAGCCCGUUCAAGCAAAAACUCAGCCCGCGAACCUGCAGCUGCAUCAGAAUCCGCAACAGCUACAGGCCUCUUCCUCCUGCCACUCACAGUCCGCUGUCAUUUCACCGCCAAUUGUCAACACCCCGCGCCCUGGCUCCCACCACGCCUUCGCCAGAACCCAUUUCUCCUCGUCUCCUCCAUUCCACGUCUGCGAACAUAGCUUCCCAACGCUCUGAGGCUAUUUCUCGACAUUUGGCUACGGCUGCUUCAUCACCUACCGCCACCAUGUCGUACAGCAAACAGGCCUCCGAGUACCAGCCUCGGAAGAAUGGUGCUCUUCACACAAACGAGUUCAGAUGCUAUAUUGAGAAGGAUGGCAUGCCUCUCUCACCUUUUCAUGACAUUCCCCUCUAUGCCAAUGAGCAACAGACGGUGCUGAACAUGAUCGUCGAGAUCCCAAGAUGGUCAAAUGCAAAGCUGGAGAUCUCCAAGGAAGAAUUCCUGAAUCCCAUCAAGCAGGAUGUCAAGAAAGGCAAGCUUCGAUUCGUCCGAAACUGCUUCCCACACAAAGGCUAUCUGUGGAACUACGGAGCUUUCCCAAGAACCUGGGAAGAUCCUAAUGUUGUCCAUCCCGAGACCAAAGCCAAGGGCGACAAUGACCCCUUGGAUGUUUGCGAAAUCGGUGAAUUGGUCGGCUACACUGGUCAAAUCAAGCAAGUCAAGGUUCUUGGUGUCAUGGCGCUGCUGGAUGAGGAGGAGACCGACUGGAAGAUUAUUGUCAUCGACGUCAACGACCCUCUAGCUCCCAAGUUGAAUGACAUUGAAGACGUGGAGCGUCACCUUCCCGGCCUUCUCCGAGCGACCAACGAAUGGUUCCGUAUCUACAAAAUCCCUGAUGGAAAGCCUGAAAACCAAUUUGCUUUCAGCGGUGAAUGCAAGAACAAGAAGUAUGCCGAGGAAAUAAUUCGCGAAUGCAGCGAUGCUUGGGAACGUCUGAUCACCGGAAAACAGCAACGUGGUGACAUUAGCCUGGCCAACGUCACCAACCUCAGCUCUCCAGAUCGUGUCGACCCAUCACAGCUCGCGAAGAUCCCACCUGGCCAAAACCUCCCACCGGCGCCAAUCGAUGGAAGUGUUGAUAAAUGGUUCUUCAUUUCUGGUGCGGCCGUCUAA
Messenger RNA from Rhinocladiella mackenziei CBS 650.93, 1167 nucleotides. RefSeq names its product inorganic pyrophosphatase. The record is from RefSeq and is a predicted model, not a curated record. The coding region runs from base 1 to 1167 and encodes 388 amino acids. The transcript is spliced from 5 exons. Gene Ontology annotation, cellular component: nucleus; cytoplasm. Gene Ontology annotation, molecular function: inorganic diphosphate phosphatase activity; magnesium ion binding. Lineage: Eukaryota; Fungi; Ascomycota; Eurotiomycetes; Chaetothyriales; Herpotrichiellaceae. Gene Ontology annotation, biological process: phosphate-containing compound metabolic process.